AUUUGAACAUAUUUAGGUACUCCCACGAAGUGCCUAGAGCUGAGCUUGGCUUGGGGCCCAACCAGGCGAGGAGUAAGGGGAAGGUCUGAGCAGAGUCCCUAGUCCUCUUGAGAUGGGACAGUCUGGAUAUCACACCAGGAAUGGUUUGAACAAUUUAUGAGGGAAAGAAGGAGGGGUCAAUGGUAGAAAGAUCCCAACCAGAAGUUCCAACACAAAGGAUUCUUUGGAGAGAGCAUAAGGUCAGAAUUUAAGACAAAUCGGAACUUGAAAUUUGAAAGGAGGUUAAAAAAUCAGCGGCAAGGUUGGGUCGAAGUUCCUGAGUGAGGUAGUUAAUUGAGGCACUUUAUCUGAGGAAUGAGUUCCAGGCUAUGAGCCAAGAGAUCCGGAUUCUAGGCUUUGGCUUUACUGCUAAUUUGCGGGUUGAACUUUGCCAAGUCAUUUCCCUUCUUUGAGUUCAGCUUGCCCAUUUGUAAAAUCGAAUAAUCAGUGUGUUCUUCUUCCGCCCCUUGGAGUUAUAGCAGUAAGAGAACGAAACGAAAAGCAAUCAAAAAGCUUCGGAAAGCUAAAUGCUCUGCGCCUAGAUGAAGCAGUUCCUCCAACUCCGCUUCAGAGGGAUGGAGUCAGGGUUAGGACAGGCUGGGGCGGCUGGUCCCCUUUCUCGGUCCCGGUCUUCCUCCUGUCAGCCUGAGGGCGCCCGCUCACGGGCCUCUCUGUCCCAGAGCUCAUCUCUAUGGUUCUCCCUCCCAAACCAUGAAGGCGGGAGGGAGUGGUCAGCACGCCUUUUCCGCUAGUUACCCUCUCUAGGCCACAGUCUCGCUGCUCUAGACCUCCAGUACCUCCUGGCCAGGCGGGCUCACAGGCGUGCGCUCGGGGGGCGCGUGGAGGGGCGGGGGGAGUUCCGGUUCCGGUUCUUUGUGCAGCUGCAGCGGUGGCCCCAGGAAGAUGGCCGCCCGGGCGGGUUUCCAGUCUGUGGCUCCCAGCGGCGGCGCCGGAGCUUCGGGAGGGGCGGGCGCGGCAGACCAGGUAUGCUGCCAGGCAGCCGAAUGACACCUCAGGGACCUUCCAUGGGACCCCCUGGCUAUGGGGGGAACCCUUCAGUCCGACCUGGCCUGGCCCAGUCGGGGAUGGACCAGUCCCGCAAGAGACCUGCACCUCAGCAGUGCAAAGAAAAAGAAGAUGGCUGACAAAAUUCUACCUCAAAGGAUUCGUGAACUGGUACCAGAAUCCCAGGCCUAUAUGGAUCUCUUGGCUUUUGAAAGGAAACUGGACCAGACUAUCAUGCGGAAACGGCUAGAUAUCCAGGAGGCCUUGAAACGUCCCAUCAAGCAAAAACGGAAGCUGCGAAUUUUCAUUUCUAACACUUUCAAUCCGGCUAAGUCAGAUGCCGAGGAUGGGGAAGGGACGGUGGCUUCCUGGGAGCUUCGGGUAGAAGGACGGCUCCUGGAGGAUUCUGCCUUAUCCAAAUAUGAUGCCACCAAACAAAAGAGGAAGUUCUCUUCCUUCUUUAAGUCCUUGGUGAUUGAACUGGACAAAGACCUGUAUGGGCCAGACAACCAUCUGGUAGAAUGGCACAGGACCGCCACUACCCAGGAGACUGAUGGUUUCCAGGUGAAGCGGCCAGGAGACGUGAAUGUACGGUGUACUGUCCUACUGAUGCUGGACUACCAGCCUCCCCAGUUUAAAUUAGACCCUCGCCUGGCUCGGCUCCUAGGCAUCCACACCCAGACUCGUCCAGUGAUCAUCCAAGCACUGUGGCAAUAUAUUAAGACACACAAGCUCCAGGACCCCCAUGAGCGGGAGUUUGUCAUCUGUGAUAAGUACCUCCAGCAGAUCUUUGAGUCUCAACGUAUGAAGUUUUCAGAGAUCCCUCAGCGGCUCCACGCACUGCUUAUGCCGCCAGAGCCCAUCAUCAUUAAUCAUGUCAUCAGUGUUGACCCAAAUGAUCAGAAAAAGACAGCUUGUUAUGACAUUGAUGUGGAAGUGGAUGAUACCUUGAAGACCCAGAUGAAUUCUUUUCUGCUGUCCACUGCCAGCCAACAGGAGAUUGCUACUUUAGACAACAAGAUCCAUGAGACAAUAGAAACUAUCAACCAACUGAAGACCCAGCGGGAGUUCAUGCUGAGCUUUGCCAGAGACCCUCAGGGUUUCAUCAAUGAUUGGCUUCAGUCUCAAUGCAGGGACCUCAAGACCAUGACCGACGUGGUGGGUAACCCGGAGGAAGAACGCCGAGCUGAGUUCUACUUCCAGCCCUGGGCCCAGGAGGCUGUGUGCCGAUACUUCUACUCCAAGGUGCAACAGAGACGGCAAGAAUUAGAGCAAGCCCUGGGAAUCCGAAAUACAUAGGGCCUCUCCACAGCCCUGACCUGCUGCACCGAUUCCUAACUGGGCCCUGUGCUGCCUGCCCCGUAGCACCUGCCUUGGUCUUGCUUGGGGCCUUCCAGGGGAUGCUGUGGUUCAAGGACAACACAAGAAUGAAGAGGGUCUCACAUUUCUGUCUCACAAGACACCUGUUACCCUCUUCUCCCCCCAUCCCUUCCCACCCCCAGCUACAUACUUUGCCCCACAAAGUUCCCAUGUGCCUCGCCUCUCCCCUGGUCUACGUAGGACCUCUAGGUAGUGUUAGAGAGGAACCCAUAGUGGUAAUCAGUGCUCUGAAUGGAUUGGGCCUAAGGCCAGAUGGUCUUCAAGGGGACCAGCCACACUGAUCCUGCCCUUCAGAGACCCAGGAGUUGGGAG
Messenger RNA from Tupaia belangeri chinensis (Chinese tree shrew), 2736 nucleotides. RefSeq names its product SWI/SNF related BAF chromatin remodeling complex subunit D1 (gene SMARCD1). NCBI's taxonomy places the organism in Eukaryota, Metazoa, Chordata, Mammalia, Scandentia, Tupaiidae. The record is from RefSeq and is a predicted model, not a curated record.